GGCGUGAUCUCGCGCCACCCGGAAAAACGUUAAAGUUGUUUAUCUUUUCUUUGAGUGCAGUGGUGUUCCGCGAGGCAAGUAUACACCAGUUACUUACACCAUGUUCUAAGUUCAUAUUUAUGAUAUCAAAUAGGAAAAUGUACAAUAUUUAGCCACCAGAAUGAUCAACAAUCCGGUUGCUUUGAACUUGCCUUGUUAUUUUUGUGCUGGAUUUAUCCAGUUACAUUUGAGUCCUAAACUCAUUUUAUCAGUUUGUUCACUAACGCAAUGAAAGCACAAGAUUUGGGGGGCGGAUUCGGUCAGGGCAGCUGCCAUGCGAACGUUCUUGCAGGAGCUCAUAACCGUUCACGCUAACGUUAGCCACGUAGCAUCUGAUAGUGGCUUAGAAGAAGGCUACAACAAUCGGAUAUGAAAUGUGUGAUUAUGAUUGGCAGACUGCCUCCUUCCUGGCGAGGAAUGGACGCUACUCAGGCUGUCAACGACUCCUUAUUUGAGUCAGAUGAGGAGGAAAAGGAAGAGAAGCCAACCAAGCCACGGCAACCUUUAGCCAAGCUCUGCAUCUUGAAGAAUGAUCACGUUCCUGAAAGAGAAUUUCCCCUUUUUAUGGGCGAUAACGUGCUCGGUCGUGACGUUAGCACCUGCACGCUGCCCUUGCUGGCGCCCUCCGUGUCUAAACAGCACGCCGCCAUCCGCAUCUCCCUCCAUCAGAGGCGAGGAUCCCGCAGCGGAGUGGAGAUUGAGGCCGUGGUGCGCGACUUGGGCAGCAUGAACGGCACCCGCAUUGGCCGCGUCAAGUUGAUCCCCAACAUACCUUACCCCCUCAGCGAGGGGAACCGUCUGUUCAUGGCGGACAUGCCAUGUCAGUACCUCGGCAUAGACGACGCACACCAAAACAUCGGGGGUCGGCCGUUGGGCGUUGGUAUCAGUUUAGCGAAGGAUUCUGUCGAGAAGAGAGAUGGCCUCAAGGUGAGUGCCGGCCAGAUGUCGCAGGCUUGGGCUAAGGUUUCGCCUCUGGGUAAAGCAGAGAAGAAGCCUGCAAAGAACAGCUGUGUGUCGUUUGAGGCCACUCCAGUCCAGCCGCAGCGGACUCUGGUUCCGGAAUCGGAGUCGGACUCUGACGGGGAGGGGCCGAGGAACAGAGAGAGCCGGCGCAAGCUUCAAGGAUCAGAUUCCAGCCCCACCUGCUCAACCUUCUUGAGUCCCACAAACAAAAUAGUCCCUGAAAGUCCCGACUGUGCGGAUGGAACACCCAUCACGCCGUCAUCAUCGACCAGAGAGACGUCUCACGGUCAUGUCAGUUUCGGCAAAGAAGAGUCAGACGUGGAUGCUGGGGGACAGCAGAAAAAGGACACGCUAGCGUUUGUGGACGACAGUGACGAGGAGCGUGCGGGGGCGGCAGAAAAUGGCCCUACGCCGGGAACGGCGGACUUUGCGCUAGAGCAGCUGAAAACCCCGGCCAGCUUUACGGAGGUGGAGUCGCCGCAACGAUCCACAAGCACCGCGGCCCCACAUGCCAUCUCUAAAUUUAACAUGGACAGCGACACUGAUGUGGAGGAGGAUGCUGGCGAGCCCAAAGCGGUGCCUGACCAGACAUCGGACGUGGAUUGCUUUCAUAUGGACAGCGAUACAGAUGUGGACGACGACACAGGCACCCCAUCGGCACCCCCCGCGCCGCCCCAGGAAGGUGAAGGUCAUCCUGACGUGAAAGCCGAGGGUAAAAAAGGUGAUGCGGCGCCUCCGUUGCUGCCAGAUGACUUCCAGCUCGACAGCGACACAGACGUGGACGAGGAGGCUGACGGCAACAGCGGGGAUACGGCACCCACCGGGCUAGCCUCCAUUGGGAACGUUUCAGAGCCAGAAGACGACCAGGCCGUCCUCGCUCUUAAUACACAAGCAAAUGUCAGUGAUUCGGCUGCGGGAUCACAUAACAGCAAUGCGGUCCAAGAUCCUCCCCGCUCGUCACCACCUGUCGCCACCGCGCCCUCCUCAGCCACCCCCGGUAUCGCCGCGGCAGCAGCUGCUCAGUCAGAAUCUGACAAAGACACAGAUGUGGAUGAGUCCAGUGCGCCCCCUGCUGAACGGGACAGUGAUACAGACGCGGAAGAAGAGGAAAAUGCAAUAAGUCUUCCACGGACGGAAGGUUUACAGUUUCCACGUGUGCAAAAUUGCUCGACCCCUGUGCAACUGCCAGAAGGAGACGUGGAACAGAUGGCAACCCAAGCUUUCCUCGCACCUUCCCUGGAUCCAUUUGAACGUGUCUUCAACGGUGCGGGUAGAGCGGCGACCUUAAACGGCCAGGAGGACGAAGAGGACUUUGCUGUGGCCGAAACGCAAUCGUUCAUCCUUCAGCCCCAAGGGCAGAUCCGCAGUUGCGACAAUGGCGCCAAGCCAGCCUCGGGCUGUAAGUCACCCGGCGAGGGCACGGACGAACUGGCUAGCGGGGGAAUUACUUCCAGCUUCCAGCUGGGGUUGUCUGACAGCAGCCACCUUCAGAGUGCGGCCCAAGCUCUGGCAAUGGAGAGCACGCAGGCCUUCGACUCUGAUCCGAAUACAAAGCCACUAAAUGCAGACACGACGGCCUCGCUUGGCAACGACGUCAACAUCGAGGCUACCCAGGCCUUCGAGGCCCGCCAGGCACCCGACAGUAGUCCGCCCAUGCCCGCGGUGAAUACGAAGAUAAAUCUUGCUUUUCAAGAAACGCAGGCCUAUAUUUCAGAGCCUUGCAGUGAGUCUGAAGAAGAGCCGAAGGAAAAGACCGAGACCCGACCUCCUUUUGACUCGCCCAUCUCGCUUUUGGCUGAAACCAAACUCGCGGUUGCUCGUCGUCCAAGAGAAGCCGAGGACCCGAGCGCAGAGCAGCCGCAGCUGGAAGAAGCAACUCAACUUUUGACCGACGUGGACAUCGUGGAAAGGCAGCCUGCAGCUGCAAGUCAAACGGAAGACAGUCAUGGAGAAGACGCGUUGGAAGUCUUAUCCGAAACAAACGUACAACUCGACGAAGUCGCGCAGCCCAUUGCGAGUUCUUCUGCUUGGACUGCGAAUUGUCAGCUUAUGAGUAUGGUCGCAACCCAGCCCAUGGCUACGAGCGAGAUUGAAGAAAGCGACGAUGAAGACCCCAUUCCUAUCUGGGCUCAAGGAAAAGUAGAGCUUGAUAAAGAAAUCAAAGCCAACAUGAGUUCUUCUGCUUUGCCCGCUGAUCAUCAACCUUGGGGUUUAGCCGCAACCCAGCCCAUGGCUGCGACUGAAAUUGAAGAAAGCGACGACGAGGACUCGAGUCCAGUUUCGGCUGAAGGAAAAGGACAGCUUGAUCGAGAAAUGAAACCCAAAGGGAGUUCUUCCGCUUUGCUCGCGAGUCAUCAGCCUUGCCUUGUAAAUUUGAGUAAACAUGAGGAAACCGUCAGCAAAAACUCAACUGAAGUCUCGCAUGAAAGUAAAAUGAAGUCAAAUAACGAGGAAAGCAAAGAUGAAGACUUGAUUGCAGUCUUACGUGAUAGAAAAGCGCAGCUUGAUCAAGACCGACAACGUCAUCCAAAUUCUUGCAGUUUAGCGGCUCAUCAUCUGUCUUUGAGUAUCGCCCCCACCCAGCCCAUGACGCUGAGUGAAAAUGAGGAAACGGAUCUCGAAGACUCAGUCGAAGUUUUGCACCAGAGCAAACUGCUACUCAAUAAAGAGACGCUAGCCAGGACAGGUUCUUGCGCAGUUCCAACCCCGCCUGCGAGUAGAGCUGCGACCCAGCCGACGGCGACAAGCGAGGAGAGCGAUGAGGAUGAGGACUCGCUUCCAGUCUUGCGUGGUAGAAGAAAAGCGAGGCCGCUGCAAAUCAUCGAGGACACGCAGUCCUUCGGCGGUACUCUUGAAAUCCCAUCAGACGGUUGGAAUGAGAAAAGUCCGUCAAAGAACGGAGCCGAAGGCCUAGGGGGCAGUAAUGAGCCCCCGUCGGUAACUCCGAUACAACCAGAAGAAGAGGAGACUCGGACUAAUUUUGACAGCUUGCCGAAAAACGAUGAAGAUGAACCGGAUCCUGGUCAGGAAGAAAAAGCCAAAGUUUCUUCUGCUGGAACUCCGCCCAUGGACACGUGUGAAGAGGAAGAAGCCGACAGCGAGAUCUUCAUCCCCGGCUCGAGGAAAAGAAAAGCCAAGCCGUUGCAAAUUGAAGAUGAGACUCAGUCGCUCGUAUCUCCUCAAGGCGAGGACGAGAGAUGUGAGAUCCCAAAUUCUGCACCUUCUGCGGUUGACUGUCCGCCAAAGAGCGCCGAGGAACCAGGCCCGCGGGCCCAACAGAGUCGAUCUGAAGUCGGAACGAGUGUCGCUGUCAAACGCUCAAAAGAAACGCGGUCCCAAUUGAGAGAAAAGGAGGAGCCCAGGGAAAAAAGACAAACAAGAAGCAAGAUGGGGAAGCCCGGCGUAGCUGGGAGCGCGCUUGAGGAAGAGGCCACCAGGCGGCAGAGCGAUCCCCUCGGGGUUCGAGGCGGGAACCAAGAGAGACGACAAGGUCCAAAUGGAAAGAAGGGAGGAGAAGAAACGGAACAGUCGCAAGCGGCGGAGGAUCGACAAAGACGCCAGAGACUGGAAACCAAAGAACAACCCGGACGGGAGAAAGCAGACAAAGCGCCUCAACGCAACCGAGAAGGAAAACCUGAGGCCACGCCGAGAGGCCGAAGAGGAACCAGAAGAACCGCUGCCGCUCUUCCCGUAGCGGCCGCAGAUCAAGACGACGGCCCGGCCAAGAGGACCAGAUCGCGCUCUAACUCUGUCAGCUCUGAGGUGUCCGCUUCGAGCGCCCAAGGAAGUCGAGGCCGAGGGCCGCGGACGUCCGAUGGUUCCGCCGCCAAACGACCACCGGAGCAGGACAGUCGCGGCACUCCUACCCCGGGUGCGCUUUCCAGAUCCAGCUCCUCCAACUCCCUGGCUUCGGACAUGUCUUGCAGCAGCCUCGGCUCUCGGAGAGGGGCGGCGGGGAGGCAACCAGGAAGCGGGCGCAAAACCGAACCCGGGCCCAGCUCAAUCGGCCCGCCUAUCUCCAGUCAGAGUCCCGCUCCUGCACCUCGGUCGCGGGGCCAAAGGGGCAAGACGGUAGACGUUUCCCCCACUUCGCUUUGUGAUGCGAAUGACAAGGGGAAGCCCGCUUCAAAACGGGCGCCGGUCACGAGGGGGGGAAGGCGAGCAACUGUAACAGAAGCCUCAAAUGCAUGUGAGGGGAACAACUCCGCCAGUGAAUCUCCCCUCCCUCAAAGAAACAUCAGGGGUAGAGCUCAGAGGACGGUAAAAGGUGAAGUCUUCGAGGCGCUGGUCACCCCCCGGGGCAGCAAUGAGGUGGAGGCCAAAGACGCGGUCCAAGGCAGGAAGCGAGUGAUGAAGGCAGAAGUGCAAGAUGAGAAUCCAGAUCCAGUCCAGGCCAAGAGAAGAGCCAAAGCAUCCUGUGCUCAGGGGGGCAGGAAUGCGUAUGGAAAUGCGACAUCCGUCCGCGGUUCUGGUCAAGGCGCCCAGGGAGAUCCUUCCGUGAAAUCCUCCCCCGUGACCACCAGCAACUCUUCCGCUUUCCUGUCACAGAGUUGCCGACCAUGUGAUGCCAGCCACUCUUAUAAGGUGCUGUUCACAGGCGUGGUGGACGAAACCGGGGAGAGAGUACUGGCCCGUCUUGGAGGCUCUGUGGCUAAUGGCACCGCAGACAUGAACUGCCUCGUGGCGGACAAGGUGCGCCGGACUGUCAAGUUCAUGUGCGCGGUGGCCAAGGGGAUCCCCAUAGUCAACAUACACUGGCUGAACAAGAGCGACAAAGCCGGGAGCUUGCUGCCACCCGACGCCUUCAUCCUGAGCGAUCCAGAGCAGGAGAAGAAGUUCAAUUUCCGGCUGAAGGAGUCUCUGAGGCUGGCCAGCAGCCAGCCUCUCUUUCAGGGCUACAAGAUCCACAUCACCAAGUCGGUGAAGCCCGAGCCACACCAGAUGAGAGACAUCAUUUCCUGCAGCGGAGCCAGCUUUCUCCCUAAGAUGCCUUCUUCACACAAGCCUCACACGUUGGUGAUCUCCUGCCCGGAGGACUGGCCGCUGUGCCGCGCAGCCGUCUCGGCGUCGCUCCCGGUCGUCUCGGCCGAGUUCGUCUUCUCCGGGAUCCUGCAACACAAAUUGGACUUUGAUGCUCACAAGCUGUCCGCCCCCCCACCGCCCCAGCCGAAGCCUGACGACGGCAGAAGGCGGAGCAGGCGGCUGAUGUAGCAUCCGGUAGAGCUUUUUGACAUUAACAAAAUCGACUCUUUUGAGAAGAUGUCCCAAAAAAUGUACAGCAUCAGAGCUGCAAAAGUUUGAAUGUCCAACAUUUGGAGAUAAUUACUCACAAAAAGUUGUGCGUGUUCCCAGAAAAUUCACGGAAAAGCCACGUGUCAGGUGUUAAACGUCACACUCCUGUUAGUUGGGCAUAUCUCUAUACACACCUGUGGCUCUCGGACUACUCAGAACAACUAACAAGUGUAGGGCCUAAUCAAUAUUUAGCUGUUUAAGCCCCCCCCCCCCCCAAAAAAAUACACAUUAACAUAAAAUAGAAGAAAAUAUUGUAAAGCAUUGAAAUAUUCUGCUCAUAAUUCAUUUCUUUAUCAUGAUUGUAAGUGUUCAGGGACCAAAAAAGAAGACAUUUUAGUCAAUAUAUGUAUAUUUUUUUACAAUUAAUCAGGCUACUAUUUGGGCGAUUAAUCAGUCCUCAAAAUUGUAUUCUACUCAAUAUCAGGCUGAAAAAAAAUCCUGAUCAGUCGGUGCCCUAGACGAUUGCGUCAUCAGUUUCCUGUCCAUUUUGUCAACUUUUUUUUUUUUAACAUAAAUCUUCCAGCUUUUACAAGCAGGAUGAAAGGGCCUAACGACUCAGCUCGACGUGGCAACUUCCUGCCGCGCGCUUGUUGACUCCAUCGGUUCAUCUAGGAAAACGGCUCGCAUUCGGUUGCCGUGUACUUACCGUCAGUAUUUUUUAAAUCAAGCAUUAUUUAAAGCGUGCCGGAUGGGAAUAUUGAGCCGUUCAUUAUCCCAGUCACCUCCCCUUUGCCACUGAAAGCGCUCGUGGACGCUUCUUGGUAAUCAGCUGUUUGUCAAAGCGGGGAAAUCAUGUUUGUGCGGUGAAACACCCCCCCCCCCCCC
This is a messenger RNA of Hippocampus zosterae (dwarf seahorse), 7119 nucleotides long. RefSeq names its product mediator of DNA damage checkpoint 1 (gene mdc1). NCBI's taxonomy places the organism in Eukaryota, Metazoa, Chordata, Actinopteri, Syngnathiformes, Syngnathidae. The transcript is spliced from 11 exons. Bases 409 to 6213 code for a protein of 1934 amino acids. Gene Ontology annotation, molecular function: protein binding. Gene Ontology annotation, cellular component: nucleus. Gene Ontology annotation, biological process: positive regulation of transcription initiation by RNA polymerase II. The record is from RefSeq and is a predicted model, not a curated record.